Prorocentrum cordatum is the source of this 450-nucleotide messenger RNA. The record is from the annotation of a GenBank genome assembly. Lineage: Eukaryota; Dinophyceae; Prorocentrales; Prorocentraceae.
GCCCUGCGGCUGCUGCUGGACGCCCGCGCGCCGCCCGACUCGGCCACGGCGGGGGGCUGGACGGCGCUGCUGUUCGCGUGCCAGUCUGCGGACCUGCCCGCUGUGGAGAUGCUGCUCGCGGCCGGGGCCAGUCCGCAGGCAAAGAACAACAGAGACAGGACGGCGCUGUCCUUCGCCUGCGGGAGCGGCUCGGUGGAGGUGCUCGAGCGGCUGCUGGACGCCCGCGCCGCGGUCGACGCCCCGGCGCAGGACGGCUGGAACUGCCUGUCGCUGGCCACUCAGGCGGGGCACGAGGCGGUCGUCAGCGCCCUCCUGCGCCGCGGGGCCGCCGCGGACGCGACCACCGCAGGCGGCUGGACCUCCAUCCACCUGGCUGCGCAGCAGGGGGACGAGGCGCUCGUGCGCGCCCUCCUUGCCGGCCGCGCCUCGCUGGACCUGGUGCAGAAGGAC